GCGGCUUCUGACGUCGGGACUGAUAGGGGGUGGAGCGGUUAGUAAACGCAAAUGCGGGAGCCGCUGCGUCGGAAUCAGCCAUGGACUGGAAAGGAGUACUUCGUCGGCGGUUAGCGUCCCCCAACACCGAAAAAAAAAAUGAGCAAGAAUUAAAAGAUGAAGAAAUGGAUUUAUUUACCAAAUACUACUCAGAAUGGAAAGGAGGUGGAAAAAACUCAAAUGAAUUCUAUAAGACCAUUCCACGGUUUUAUUAUAGGUUGCCAGCUGAAGAUGAAGUCCUACUACAGAAAUUAAGAGAGGAAUCCAGAGCUGUCUUUCUACAGAGGAAAAGCAGAGAGCUAUUAGAUAAUGAAGAAUUACAGAACUUAUGGUUUUUGCUGGACAAACACCAGACGCCGCCUAUGAUUGGAGAGGAAGCAAUGAUCAAUUAUGAAAAUUUUUUGAAGGUUGGUGAAAAGGCUGGACCAAAGUGCAAGCAGUUUUUCACAGCAAAAGUCUUUGCUAAACUCCUUCAUACAGAUUCGUAUGGAAGAAUUUCCAUCAUGCAGUUCUUUAAUUACGUCAUGAGAAAAGUUUGGCUUCAUCAAACGAGAAUAGGACUCAGUUUAUAUGACGUUGCUGGGCAAGGGUACCUUCGGGAAUCUGAUUUAGAAAACUACAUAUUGGAACUUAUCCCUACUUUGCCACAGUUAGAUGGGCUGGAAAAAUCCUUUUACUCCUUUUAUGUUUGCACAGCAGUUAGGAAGUUCUUCUUCUUUUUAGACCCACUAAGAACAGGGAAGAUAAAAAUUCAAGAUAUUUUAGCAUGCAGCUUCCUAGAUGAUUUGUUGGAGCUAAGGGAUGAGGAACUAUCCAAGGAGAGUCAAGAAACAAAUUGGUUUUCUGCUCCUUCUGCCCUAAGGGUCUAUGGCCAGUAUUUGAAUCUUGAUAAGGAUCACAAUGGCAUGCUCAGUAAAGAAGAACUCUCUCGCUAUGGAACAGCAACCAUGACCAAUGUCUUCUUAGACCGUGUUUUCCAAGAGUGUCUCACUUAUGAUGGAGAAAUGGACUAUAAGACCUACUUGGACUUUGUUCUUGCAUUAGAAAACAGAAAGGAACCUGCAGCUCUGCAGUAUAUUUUCAAACUGCUUGACAUUGAAAACAAAGGAUAUCUGAAUGUCUUUUCCCUUAAUUACUUCUUUAGGGCCAUUCAGGAACUAAUGAAAAUCCAUGGACAAGAUCCUGUUUCAUUUCAAGAUGUUAAGGAUGAGAUCUUUGACAUGGUAAAACCAAAGGAUCCUUUGAAAAUCUCUCUUCAGGAUUUAAUCAACAGUAAUCAAGGAGACACAGUCACCACCAUUCUAAUUGAUUUGAAUGGAUUCUGGACUUAUGAGAACAGAGAAGCCCUUGUUGCAAAUGACAGUGAAAACUCUGCAGACCUUGAUGAUACGUAAUCUCUGAAAGACUACACUGUCUUCAUUAAGAUAUGCUUAAAUGCUGCAUGUGAAACCUUUGAAACAGAAUCCUUAGAAACAGCCUAAAUAAAACACAUGCGUAUAGAAUACAGCAGAUGGUUUGGUUACUGGAAUGUUGGUUGCAAUAGUUUGGAAACAAUAGGACCAAAUAUUGCUUUUUAGGAGGUGGAAAGUUCUGGUUCCAUUUAGGUCAAAUAUGGAAAGUGUGAUUUGCUGUAGGUAGAAGGUGUUCUAUUUAAAUCUGUAUAAUCUUUAGGGAUAAAGGAAGUUUUCAUGGAAUAUUUCUGACACUAGUCAUUCAAAAUUUAAAUAUUUGAGGGAUAGUUUUAAAUUACUAACAUGAUCAUUUUAACCUUCGAUCUUCCUCUAAGACAUUAUGUGUAUCAAAGAUUACAGACUUUCCCAUUCAUUAGAGUACAGCCAUUUCAUUUCUGGUUUAGAAGUAUUUGGACGUGAUCUUUCUUUUAAUAGGAUAUUUCAAUAAAAAUAUUCAAACUAAUAUUUUCAUUAAAAUCAUUGGUAUAAAAAA
Galeopterus variegatus (Sunda flying lemur) is the source of this 1983-nucleotide messenger RNA. RefSeq names its product protein phosphatase 2, regulatory subunit B'', gamma (gene PPP2R3C). The record is from RefSeq and is a predicted model, not a curated record. The transcript has 13 exons. Gene Ontology annotation, cellular component: spindle; centrosome. The coding region runs from base 81 to 1433 and encodes 450 amino acids. NCBI's taxonomy places the organism in Eukaryota, Metazoa, Chordata, Mammalia, Dermoptera, Cynocephalidae. Gene Ontology annotation, biological process: B cell homeostasis; microtubule cytoskeleton organization; positive regulation of B cell differentiation.